AACGCAUGAGCUUUUUCGUUGAGCUCUGCCAUUGUCGCCAUUCUGCUUUCCAUUCCAUUCCAUUCAAUUCUAUUCCAAGGUGAGUUGGCCUCGAAGAAUGUUCUUUUGUGGUGUUAACAGUUUUUUCAAAAACAACGUUGUAGAAAUGUCUGAAUAUUGCAUCAGUUGUCAUCGAAUAAAUACAAAAAAGAGGCGGCAGUGAUUUCUCCAACAAGAUGACGCGCCACCACACUAUAUUUCUCAAUCGAUGGAUUCAUCUUUUGUAGGAGAAGAGAGCCAAUUGAGUGGCCUAUAUUAUUACCAGAUUUGACUCCGCCGAACUUCUUCCUUUAGGCAUAUCUGAAGAGUAAACUUUACACCAUUGGGCCAAAUUUGGAUGAACAAAAAAUCAGAAUACCAGAAGUUCAGCAAAUAAUUUUUGAUAUCUUCAUCAAUUGUUUAGGAGCUGCCCAAGAUGAUGCCAACCCUCUAAAAGUACAGAUAGUACCGAUUUGUCUCAGUUGUGCACCAGUUAACCAUGCACUGAAAUCACAAACCACCUUCAAGAAAGUUAUUUUGAUUAACAAUACAAUGACACCAACUAUGUGUUGUGAAUGUGAAGUCACUCAGAAGAGUCAGAAGCGUCAUACAAAAAUGGUGUGUGUAAUAACCGUCCAACUUACUAAAUAAAAUAACUUAUUAAACAGUGUUUGUGUCUAAUUGAAUGAAGUAAUUCAAUAUCUAAUAAUUUGCCGAUGAGAAGGGAAGACCUACGUGCUUGUCUAAUAAAAAAAGAAGAAAGAAAAAUGCCAAUGAUUGGGCAAAUUGAGAGAUUUAAUCCAAAAGAAGGUGAUAUGGUAACUUAUAUAGAGCGUUUAGAACAACUAUUCGUAUGUAAUGAUGUAAAAGCAGAAAAAAAAGUACCAUUGUUAUUAACAUUGGUUGGUGGUGAAACGUACAUUGUGUUAAAAGAUUUGUUGUCACCCAAUUCACCUACAUCUAAGACGUAUGUUGAAUUAAAAAAUGCUUUAUUAAAUCAUUUUACACCAAAAAAACUCGUGAUAUCGGAACGUUAUAAGUUUUAUAUUGCAACUUAAGAACAGAAUGAAGAUAUAAAAGCUUAUGUGGCCAGAUUAAAGAAUCUAGCAAAGUAUUGUGAAUUUGGAGCAUUUCUGGAAGAUUGCUUGAGGGAUAGAAUAGUGGUUGGAAUGAGACUCGACAAUGUAAAGCAAAAAUUAUUAUUGGAGGAGGAGUUAACAUUUCAAAAAGCUUUUGACAUGGCUCUAAGCUCAGAGUUGGCUGAUGGACAAUUGAAAGUCAUGGGUACAGAAAGUUAUGCAGCAAAUAAGAUAAGUAUGUUUGACAAGAAAAGUACAAAGAACUUUAAAACUCCGCCAACAUACAAUUCGAAAGUUUCGUCAAAAGAAAAUAGUUCAUUUUCAAAAACAAAGAAAAAGUGUAACAGGCGUCUACGAGUACACAUAAACAAUUUGUGUCCAGCUAUGAACUGGAAAUGUUAUGCAUGUCAUCAAAUGGGUCAUAUUGCCAAGUCUUCAUUAUGCAGGAACCGUGUUUAUUCAUUAAAUACAGAAGAGGGUCAGUCCGAGGAAGAGGAUCGAGUUUGAGAAGAUGAUGUUGAGAACGAUUCGUUGGAAUUGGGACUAGUUGAGGUAGAAGAGGAAGUUGAAUUCAUACCAAAGUGGUGAAAAAACGAAGAAUAAUAAAGGUUGAAUUAAGUUUAAAUGAAAACAAUGUUGUAAUGGAAGUUGAUUCCGGCGCGUGUAAGUCUGUUAUACAUGUAACGCAUUACAAAAAAUAUUUUGGUAAAGUAGUGUUAAAACCAGUAAACAUAAAAUUAAAAGUAAUAACAGGAGAAAAUGUCUCUAUUAUAGGCGAAUUAAUAGUUGCCGUAAAAUAUAGAAAUAAAUGUUUUGGUUUACCUUUAAUAGUAAUAGAGUGUAAAAAUACUUUUGUACCGCUGUUGGGUCGUAAUUGGCUAAAUGUGUUAAAUCCGAAAUGGCAAAAUGUCCUUGAUUCAAAAGUUACGGUAUCAAAUAACAACUUAAAUUUAACAUAUAGUGUUGAGGAUACCGAAAAUGAAAAAUGUCAAAAAUUAGUUAGUGACUUAAAAUCUAAGUUUUAUAAAGUUUUUGAUUCAGAUAGUAAUUCAUACAUUAACAAAUUUAAAGCUGAAUUGAAAUUAAAAGAGAAUGUCAAACCCAUUUUUCACCGUGCUUAUGAAAUGCCAUACGCGCUAAAACCAAAAGUAGAAGUAGAAAUAGCGAAAAUGAUUGAAACAGGAAUUUUAUCUAAAGUUAAAUACAGUGAAUGGGCAAGUCCUAUAGUAGUAAUUCCAAAAAAACAAAGUAAUGAAAUCAGAAUUUGUGUAGAUUUUAAAAAAACGUUGAAUCGCAUCCUUGAUUGUGAUCACUGCGUUUUACCAUUACCAGACGACAUAUUUGCAUGCCUGGAGGGUAGUAAAAUAUUUACGGUUAUCGAUUUGAAAGGAUCUUACCAACAAUUGCGUAUUAAUGAUAGUUCCAAGGAAUUGUUAACAAUCAACACUCAUUUGGGAUUGUUUAGAUACAACAGAUUGACAUAUGGUAUUAGCUCUGCGCCAGGGAUAUUUCAAGCCGUAAUGGAUACUAUUUUGGCUGGAAUACCUAAAACAAAAUGUUAUUUAGACGACAUUUUAAUUCAUGGAUCGAGCAUUAAUUUUUGGUUUAAAAAAAUUUCACAAAUAUAUUUAUGGCAGAAAAUUUGUAUUGGUUACAGACCAUCAACCGUUACAAUUCUUGUUCGGAAGAAAGAAAGGUAUUCCGAUAACUGCAGCAGCACGUAUCACACGAUGGGCUAUUAUUUUAUCAGCGUAUGACUAUGAAAUAGAAUACAAGAAAGGAG
Onthophagus taurus is the source of this 2880-nucleotide messenger RNA. The record is from RefSeq and is a predicted model, not a curated record. NCBI's taxonomy places the organism in Eukaryota, Metazoa, Arthropoda, Insecta, Coleoptera, Scarabaeidae.